AUGGCUUUCCUCAUGUUCCUUCUUCUUCAGAUUCUACGCUUUCUUCUUUCAUCCUUCUUGCUCGGUGCUUUGGCGAAAACCCAUUACCACGACUUUGUUGUGGCGCCAACUACAUACACGAGGCUGUGCGUGACAAAGGACAUCCUGACGGUGAACGGCCAGUUUCCAGGACCAACUUUAUAUGUUCACAAAGGCGAUACAGUGAUCAUCAAUGCCUAUAACCAGGGGCCCUACAACGUUACCCUCCACUGGCACGGGCUGAAGCAGCCGAGAAACCCCUGGUCGGAUGGGCCUGAAUACAUCACCAUGUGCGGCGUCCAGCCAAAGGCAAAUUUCACCUACACGCUGAUAUUUAGCGUGGAGGAAGGGACGAUCUGGUACCACGCCCACAGCGACUGGACGCGUGCUACGGUGCAUGGAGCCAUCGUCAUCUACCCACGGGAAGGAACCACAUACCCCUUCCCCAAGCCCUACAAGGAAUACACUGUAGUCAUCGCUGAGUGGUGGAAGGCAGAUGUAAUGGCGGUGCUGCAGCAAGGACUGCAGACUGGCGGCGAGUUCAACCUUUCAGAUGCCUACACCAUUAAUGGCCAACCUGGUGAUCUAUAUCCUUGCUCAAAACCAGGCACCGUCCGAUUUCAGUUCGAGUAUGGGAAAACUUACCUCUUCCGGGUGGUCGCUGCCGGGAUGAACAACGGCCACCUCCUCGGCAUAGCAAAUCACACGCUUGUAUUAGUAGGCCGAGACGGCGCUUACCUGAAACCCCUUAGAACCAAAUAUUUCAUGAUAGGCCCCGGGCAGACGGCGGACAUCCUUGUGAAAGCAAACCAACCUCCAAAUCUCUAUUACAUGGCCGCUAGUCCUUACUCUGAUGCUAAUGGCGUGGCUUUCGACAACACCACAUCCACCGCAAUAGUCGAGUACCACGGCUACAACCCUUCCACUGCCUCUCCCCAGUUGCCUGAACUUCCGCUGUUCAAUGAUACAAUUGCUGUCAACAAUGUGGCAAGGCGCCAACGAAGUCUAGCUGACAAGAAUCACCCCAUUGACGUUCCCAUGGAAAUCGACACGAAGCUUGAAUUUACAGUUUCAGUUAAUGAACUCCCAUGCGAGCAAGCUACUUGCUUAGGGCCUAAUGGAACAAGGUUAUCUGCUAGCAUGAACAAUAUUUCAUUUGUUACCCCGACGAUCGACAUACUCGAAGCUUACUACUACAAGAUCAAGAAUGUUUACACAACCGACUUCCCGGACUUCCCGCCAUACUACUUCAAUUUCACGGCGGAUUCCUUCCCCAACGACCUUCUGGUUCCGACUCGUGGAACAAAAGUGAAGGUGCUGGAGUACAAUGAGACGGUAGAUCUUGUGUUGCAAGGGACCAACUUGGUUGCAGGGGAGAAUCAUCCUAUUCACCUCCAUGGAUACAGCUUUUAUGUUCUCGCCCGCGGAUUCGGGAACUUUGAUCCUGAGAAGGAUCCACUGCAGUACAACCUGGUUGAUCCUCCGGAGUUAAAUACGGUUGGACUUCCAAAGAAUGGAUGGGCCGUCCUGAGAUUUAGAGCCAGCAACCCAGGUGUAUGGAUGAUGCAUUGCCACUUCGACCGCCACCUUUCUUGGGGGAUGGUUGCAGUCUUCAUUGUCAAAAAUGGUCCCACUGCCGAUACAAGCCUAUUGCCACCUCCACCAUACAUGCCUCCCUCCCUUCCUUGUGCUGGAAUCCAUGCAUCCAUCGUUGUGUACUCGAGAAUGGCUUUCCGCAAGCUCCUUCUUCUCCAGAUUUUAGGCUUUCUUCUUUCAUCCUCCUUGCUCGGUGCUUUGGCGAAAACCCAUUACCACGACUUUGUUGUGGCACCAACUUCAUACACGCGGCUGUGUGAGACAAAGGACAUCCUGACCGUGAACGGCCAGUUUCCAGGACCAACUUUAUAUGUUCACAAAGGCGAUACAGUGAUCAUCAACGUCUAUAACCAGGCGCCUUACAACGUCACCCUCCACUGGCACGGGCUGAAGCAGCCGAGGAACCCCUGGUCGGAUGGGCCGGAAUACAUCACCAUGUGCGGCAUCCAGCCGAAGGCAAAUUUCACCUACACGCUGAUAUUCAGCACGGAGGAAGGGACGAUCUGGUACCACGCCCACAGCGACUGGACGCGUGCUACGGUGCAUGGAGCCAUCGUCAUCUACCCACGGGAAGGAACCACAUACCCCUUCCCCAAGCCCCACAAGGAAUACACUGUAGUCAUCGGCGAGUGGUGGAAGGCUGAUGUAAUGGCGGUGAUGCAACAAGCAAUGCAGACUGGGGCCGAUUUCAACCUUUCAGAUGCCUACACCAUUAAUGGCCAACCUGGUGAUCUUUAUCCAUGCUCAAAACCAGGGACCGUCCGAUUUCCAUUCGAGUAUGGGAAAACUUACCUCUUCCGGGUUAUCGGCUCCGCGAUGAGCAACGGCCACUUCUUCGGCAUAGCAAAUCACACGCUUGUAUUAGUCGGCAGAGACGGCGCUUACCUGAAACCCCUUAGAACCAAAUAUUUCAUGAUAGGCCCAGGGCAGACGGCGGACAUCCUUGUGAAAGCAAACCGACCUCCAAAUCUCUAUUACAUGGCUGCUAGUCCCUACUCUGCCGCUGAGGGCGUGGCUUUCGACAACACCACUGCCACUGCAAUAGUCGAGUACGAGGGCUACAACCAUUCCACUACCUCUCCCCAAUUGCCUGAUCUUCCGCUGUUCAAUGAUACAAUUGCUGUCAACAAUGUGGCUAGGCGACAACGAAGUCUGGCUGACAAGAAUCACCCCAUUAACGUUCCCAUGAAAAUCGACACGAAGCUAGAAAUUACAGUUUCAGUUAAUGAACUCCCAUGCAACAAUGGUACUUGCUUAGGGCCCAAUGGAACGAGGUUAUCUGCUAGCAUGAACAACAUUUCAUUUGUUACCCCAACGAUCGACGUACUCCAAGCUUACUACAACAAGAUCAAGAAUGUUUACACAACUGACUUCCCGGACUUCCCGCCAUACUACUUCAAUUUCACGGCGGAUUCGUUCCCCAAUGACAUUCUUAUUCCAACUCUCGGAACAAAAGUGAAGGUGCUGGAGUACAAUGAAACGGUAGAGCUGGUGUUGCAAGGGACCAACUUGUUGGCAGGAGAGGAUCAUCCUAUUCAUCUACAUGGGUACAGCUUCUAUGUUCUCGCCCGAGGCUUUGGGAACUUUGAUCCUGAGAAAGAUCCACUGCAGUACAACCUGGUUGAUCCUCCGAAAUUAAAUACAGUUGGACUUCCAAAGAAUGGAUGGGCAGUCGUGAGAUUUAGAGCCAACAACCCAGGUGUUUGGUUGAUGCAUUGUCAUUUGGACCGUCACUAUUCUUGGGGGAUGAUUGCAGUCUUCAUCGUCAAAAAUGGUCCCACUGCCAAUACAAGCCUAUUGCCACCUCCACCAUAUAUGCCUCCGUGUUGAGAAGAUGCUUGACUAAACGGAGAAAAACACAUCAUGUUAAUAGGCAUAUUUGGUCUCCCUUAUGGUUACUUUUACAGGGAAUGAAGUUCAAAAUAUAUAAAUUUGAUUUGUCAUUGGCAUAUUUCUUGUAGCAUGCAAUAAACUUUGAUGUUAACCAUUGUUCGUUUGUUAUAAUAAACACCUUCUUC
Molecule: messenger RNA, 3632 nt
Organism: Nymphaea colorata (pocket water lily)
Lineage: Eukaryota; Viridiplantae; Streptophyta; Magnoliopsida; Nymphaeales; Nymphaeaceae
Exons: 12
Coding region: 1-3444 (1147 amino acids)
Biological process (GO): lignin catabolic process
Cellular component (GO): apoplast
Molecular function (GO): hydroquinone:oxygen oxidoreductase activity; copper ion binding
Source: RefSeq, a predicted model, not a curated record